AUGAAAGGAGCGGACAAAGCGAUUGUGGCAAAGUCCUUUGGAAAAUGGAAAAGCAGCUCUCAAAGGUCCAGGACCAUGGAGAAGCCGGAUGAGCCGUCUGAAGAAAGCAAGGAGGAGAACCUUUCCAGCUGCACCUGUGAGUCCCCACGAAAAGGCAAGAAACCAACAACCUAUGGAGGAAAAACCCACAACAAGACCCAGCCUCUUUAUACUCAGACCCAGAACAAGACCCAGCCUCUUUAUACUCAGACCCAGAACAAGACCCAGUCCCUUUAUACUCAGACCCAGAACAAGACCCAGCCUCUUUAUACUCAGACCCAGAACAAGACCCAGCCUCUUUAUACUCAGACCCAGAACAAGACCCAGCCUCUUUAUACUCAGACCCAGAACAAGACCCAGCCUCUUUAUACUCAGACCCAGAACAAGACCCAGCCUCUUUAUACUCAGACCCAGAACAAGACCCAGCCUCUUUAUACUCAGACCCAGAACAAGACCCAGCCUCUUUAUACUCAGACCCAGAACAAGACCCAGCCUCUUUAUACUCAGACCCAGAACAAGACCCAUCCUCUUUAUACUCAGACCCAGAACAAGACCCAGCCUCUUUAUACUCAGACCCAGAACAAGACCCAGCCUCUUUAUACUCAGACACAGAACAAGACCCAGCCUCUUUAUACUCAGACACAGAACAAGACCCAGCCUCUUUAUACUCAGACCCAGAACAAGACCCAGCCUCUUUAUACUCAGACCCAGAACAAGACCCAGCCUCUUUAUACUCAGACCCAGAACAAGACCCAGCCUCUUUAUACUCAGACCCAGAACAAGACCCAGCCUCUUUAUACUCAGACCCAGAACAAGACCCAGCCUCUUUAUACUCAGACCCAGAACAAGACCCAGCCUCUUUAUACUCAGACCCAGAACAAGACCCAGCCUCUUUAUACUCAGACCCAGAACAAGACCCAGCCUCUUUAUACUCAGACCCAGAACAAGACCCAGCCUCUUUAUACUCAGACCCACAACAAGACCCAGCCUCUUUAUACUCAGACCCAGAACAAGACCCAGCCUCUUUAUACUCAGACCCACAACAAGACCCAGCCUCUUUAUACUCAGACCCACAACAAGACCCAGCCUCUUUAUACUCAGACCCAGAACAAGACCCAUCCUCUUUAUACUCAGACCCAGAACAAGACCCAGUGUUUUAAAACUGUGAUGGAUUCAGAAGGAGAGGAUAACACACUUCAAACAUGCAACGGUGGCAAAGUUCCAGUUGAAUGCAUCACCCAGGCUCCCGGCCCAUAUGGGUCUAUGGCUGCUAGGAAAAGACUCUCCCAGGAAGGGGUGCAGGGCGCCCCCGUCAACAAGAGAAAGUCUCUCCUGAUGAGGCCCCGCCACUACAGCCCCAGCGAGGCGUGCUGCGAGGAGGAGAACGAGGACCUGGCACAGGCACAGGACAAAGAAGAGCUGAGGAACAUUGACACUCCAGCAGAUGGUUGCCAAGGUACGCUUAAUGAAGUGCCCAACAUAAAUGGCUGCCAGGACUCAAUAACAAAACCCCAUGAUUCCUUUGGAUGGUCCGAAGUGGUGACUGAUGACUCUCUCCAUGAGGAGGUUGCCGCCUCGGAAACUCUGGAAGAUGAAGAGGUGGAGGAACGAAACCAAGAAGAAGAGGAAGAAGAAGACCAAAGUCAGGACAGGAUGAGUAUGACUUGCAGUUUCUCGCCACGUAAAAGCCCAUACGGGGACAGCCGGAAAGCCGAGUGGGAGUCUCUGUCCCUGUCUCAUUCUGCUAGGGUGAAUGGCACCAACGGCUGCAUCAACAGCCCCUCUAAAGCCACCACCGGAGAAGGACACCCAUCGGGCAGGAACGGCCACCAACACAUGAGAGACAAAAAUCCUGACUCGGACCUGAGGGCGUACAACAUGGGCAGAGUAGGUCCCUUCCAGGCAGGGGCCCUGCGGCUCUACCCCAGUGAGGAGGACAGUGAGGGGGAGCCAGAGGUGGAGAGGCCUCCCCAGCUGGAGGCCUGGGCGCUGGGCCUGCAAGAGAUGGAGAGACCGCUGGGCCUGGAGAUGGACCGAGACAGAGGAGACAGAGACAGGGACAGAGGGAGGGUGAACCUGAGCCUCCUGGAGCAGGCCAUGGUCCUGCAGUCAGAGCAGAGGCAUGUCAUCCACAAUGCCUACAGGGAGAUGGACAGGUUCCUACUGGAGCAGAUGACCAAUGAGAGGAGGCACCAAAGGCUACUGGAUGUAAACUCCAGGGUGAGCUAUCAUGGAUGCAAAGACUCUCCACGGCCAGACAAGAAGGAUAUUAGGUGUCCCACCCCUGGGUGUGACGGAACUGGCCAUGUCACUGGUUUGUACCCCCACCACCGGAGUCUGUCUGGCUGUCCCCACAAAGUCAGAGUUCCCCCAGAGAUCCUGGCCAUGCAUGAAAACGUCCUCAAGUGUCCUACUCCCGGGUGCACAGGAAGAGGCCAUGUAAACAGCAAUCGUAGCACCCACCGGAGUCUCUCAGGCUGCCCCAUUGCUGCUGCAGUGAAAGUCUCCAAACCUCAAGAGGAGAGCCCCAAAUGCAGACAAGCACCAGAACGAUUACCUCUCGGCCCCCUCAUGAAGAAGUUGGAGUUCAACCAGUACAGCUACAGGUUCGCCCAUCACCAUCCUGUCACCGCCGCCUUGGAAGCCAACCUCACCAAGGACAUGGACAAGUACAGCAAGAUCCGCUUUGAUUACGCCAGCUUUGAUGCACAGGUCUUCGGCAAACAACCUCUGAUGGCACCCAACCAGGACCAAAAAAUCUCUCCUUCACACUUCCCUGACUCAGCUCUACAGUACACCGACUUCCUGGGUGCCCCUGGCAACCUCCUUCCCACGCCUGACCCCGGACGGCACAGCCCACCCACCCAUUACAAACCGGGAUGUGAGGGGCUCCAAGACACCGCAGCCACCACCGCCAUCCUCAACCUCUCAACCCGCUACCGAAGCAACAUGGAGGCCAUCUCCAUCUCUGGCCGGCCCCUGGCAUCCUCCACAAAGGACAUGCCCAUAGAAGUGGAUGAGAACGGCACCCUGGACCUGAGUAUGAAGAAAAGUCGGGAGGUGAAUGCCCCACCCAAGGUGCCUUUGGGAGACGUUGCCCUGUCCCCUCCUGAGUCCACUCUCAAGCAGGCCGGCAGUGUGCACAUCAGCCCUGCCUUCUACCAUUCCCUGUGUGAGAGAGACGCCUGGGACACACCUCUCAACUUCAGCAAAGCACAACAAAUGAUGCACGACAGAGAGGAGGAUUUUGACGACGCUUCUCUGGAGAACCAGAGCUACUCCGGAGACGCGAGCAUGUUAAGCCCCAAGACCAAGAUGCUCUUAAGAGAUGCUAAGAAAGAGCUGAUGAGCUGUCCUACCCCCGGCUGUGACGGCAGUGGCCAUGUAACAGGAAAUUAUGCGUCACAUCGAAGUGUAUCUGGGUGUCCCCUGGCUGACAAGACUCUCAAAUCACUGAUGGCAGCCAACUCUCAGGAACUAAAGUGCCCAACACUUGGAUGUGAUGGAUCUGGACACGUGACCGGGAAUUAUGCUUCACACAGAAGUUUGUCAGGAUGUCCACGUGCCAGAAAGGGAGGCUUGAGGCUUACACCAAACAAAGAUGAAAAAGACGACCAAGAAAUUAAGUGUCCAGUGAUAGGUUGUGAUGGGCAGGGCCACACAUCGGGGAAGUACACAUCUCACCGCAGUGCAGGAAGCUGCCCCCUCACUGCUAAGAGGCAGAACGAGUCAUCCAUCAAUGGCCUCCCCUUCCCCUGGAAUAAGGCCUGCAAACAGGAACUGCCCCACUGUCCCUUGCCCGGCUGCAAUGGCCUUGGACACGCCAAUAACGUGUUUGUCACCCAUAGAAGUUUGUCUGGAUGCCCACUUAAUGCUCAAAGUAUCAAGAAGAAGAUGUCAGGAGAGGAGAUGGUGACUAUUAAACUGAAAGCCAGCAGUGGAGUCGACAACGACGAUGACAUGCAACACUUGGAUCAUGAAAUCAAGGAACUGAAUGAAUCCAACCUGAAAAUAGAAGCUGACAUGAUGCAACUGCAGACCCAGAUUUCGUCAAUGGAAUGUAACCUGAAGACAAUUGAGGAGGAGAACAAGAUGAUUGAACAGCACAACGACAGCCUUCUGAAGGAGUUAGCUCGCCUCAGCCAGGCUCUCAUCAACAGUCUCACAGACAUCCAACUGCCUCAAAUGGGGCCCAUAAGUGAGCAUAAUUUCGAAGCCUAUGUGAACACAUUAACAGAUAUGUACAACAACUCGGAGCACGACUACUCUCCCGAGUGUAAGGCUCUCUUGGAUAAUAUCAAACAGGCUAUAAAGGGAAUCCACGUUUAA
Messenger RNA from Salvelinus namaycush (lake trout), 4368 nucleotides. Its product is annotated as suppression of tumorigenicity 18 protein-like. Gene Ontology annotation, biological process: regulation of transcription by RNA polymerase II. The coding region runs from base 1 to 4368 and encodes 1455 amino acids. Gene Ontology annotation, cellular component: nucleus. Gene Ontology annotation, molecular function: RNA polymerase II cis-regulatory region sequence-specific DNA binding; DNA-binding transcription factor activity, RNA polymerase II-specific; zinc ion binding. The transcript has 22 exons. Lineage: Eukaryota; Metazoa; Chordata; Actinopteri; Salmoniformes; Salmonidae. The record is from RefSeq and is a predicted model, not a curated record.